AUGAGGCUAGUUUUCUUGCUUCGUACCCAUUUUUUUACGCACCAAUUAACCAACAAAAAUUAUCAUGCCAAUAAAAAAAAGAAAAAGGCACCCUAUGAUCCCAUUGAAAUUUGUCAAGAACUUUAUGAAACUAUCCGCAAUUACAAAACUGAGGAUGGUCGCUUGUUGUGCGAGGCUUUCAUUAGGGCGCCUAAACGAAGGACUGCUGCCGAUUACUAUGACGUGGUAAGCACACCCAUCGACCUCCUCAAGAUCCAACAAAAGCUAAAGACAGAUGAAUAUGAAGAACUUGAACAAUUUGCUGCUGAUAUUGAACUCAUGGUCAACAACACCAAAGCUUAUUAUCGUAAAAAUUCUCAGGAAUACAAAGAUGCUUGUGAUUUAUGGGAAAUAUUUCAAACUACUCGAAAUGAAUUGCUGUCUGAGGCAUUUGGUGAUCCCUCCCCAGCUCCUAGCUUACCACCUGUCACAGCUGUCUCUGGCACUACCACCAUGACUACAACUACAAGCAGCUGUACAAUGGUGGCAGCAGCGGCUGCAGCAUCAGUUACUGUGGCUGCAACUGCUGCAUCUGUCACUACUGUUGCUACCACUACCACGCCUACCACUCCUGUUCCUGAAAGACGUCGGAGUGCUCGAAAGAAUCCUAAUGAUGGUGGACAGAUUCAAGAAGAGGAGGAGGAAGAGAUGAAGGUGGAACCUCCAGAGACACCAACUCACACAGGACCUCUGUCCAGUGAAGAUGUCAUGGAAAUCAACCAGCUCUACACUGCCAUUAUUUCUGCCAAAGAUGGAGAGCGUGAUAUUAGUGAAGUUUUCCAGAGACUUCCACCAAGAUCUUAUCCUAAAUAUUAUGAAAUCAUCAAAGAUCCCAUUGACCUGAAACUUAUUGGCCAACGGAUUCAAGAUGGUUACUACUCCAAUGUUGCUGCUUUAGAGAAGGACCUGCUGCUGAUGAUCAAGAAUGCUAAGACGUUCAAUGAACCACGCUCCCAGGUUUACAGGGAUGCAGUCACAUUGAGGAAAAUAAUUGCUUCCAGGAAGCAUGAUUCUGAUGCCCGAAAGGCUGUGAAAAGUAGUGCACGAAUAAGGGAACUGCAGAAUAUUCAGAAAACUUGUGUUAAAGAACAAUCAGAAGAUGAAAGUGAUCUUGGUGGAUGGCAGUCCCAAGUAAACCAAUGUGAAGAAGAAUCAUAUGGUUCACAAAAAGACCGAUCAUUUUGGUCUUUAUAUUUCUCUGUUAAAAACUAUAAAAAUGCCAUGGGCCAAAACCUUGCAGAACCAUUUUAUAAGUUACCCAGUCAGAGGCAGUAUCCUGACUAUUAUGAAGAAAUAAAGAUGCCCAUGGCUUUAUUCAAUGUACGGAAAAAGAUCAAGAAACAAAAGUAUGAAACACUUGAUGAAUUGGCUGCUGAUUUGAACUUAAUAUUUGACAAUGCAAAACAUUAUAAUACUGAUGAGUCUUCUCUGUACAAGGAUGCUUGCCGCUUGCAGAAGAUCAUGAUGGACAAGAAGAAGGAACUCGAAAAGUUUGAGGUAAAACCAACUUGUUGCAGCCUGUGUCAGACAAACACCCAGGCAACAUGUUGUCCGGCGACUAACUGCAGGAGCGCCACUCUCCGGCCACAUCAGUCCACAGUAGCUGGCCUACACUCAUGUAGAGAUGUUGCUGCUAGUUCGGCUAUGACCAACAGUUGCUGUGCUGGUGAGCACCUCCAGGCAGUAAAAAUGGAUCGGGAUGCUUGGGAAGAUGACCAGACUCCACGAAGCUUGAAAUCUCGCAAGAGCUUGCCCAGCUCAACAGAGUUGGAAAAGAAGAAACUCUUGCGUAGAAGCAAUGUUGCAGGAGAGAAUGUGCUCACCAAACGCCUCUGGAUGCUCUACAAGUCCGUUUUUGAUUUCUGUGACUCAAAUGGUCGUUAUUUACGUGAAAUCUUUAUGACGCUUCCUUUAAAACGCGAUUAUCCCGAUUACUAUCGGGUGAUUAUGGAGCCAAUCGAUAUGACAACUAUUGAAAAUAAAAUUAAAUGUGAAAAGUAUGUGAGUGAAUUGAAGCUGAUCUCUGAUUUUGAGCUGAUGUUUAGUAAUGCUCGUCAUUACAAUGAAGAAGACUCUCAGGUCUACCUAGAUGCAGACACUCUGGAACGAGUACUCAAAAACAAAUGGAAGUCAAUGAUGUCCCAUCCAGAGACUGCCAAAAAACCACCCAGUAAAAGCAAAUCACGAAGUAAAUGCGUUUCGCCAUUGUGCAUGAAACUUCAGGAUCUGUUUGACACAAUCAAAGACCAUGCUGAUUCUCGUGGGCGUAUGCUGUCUGCGCCAUUCCUCAAGCUGCCCCUUAAAAGUGAAUAUCCCGAUUACUAUGAAGUUAUCAAGAGGCCCAUUGAUAUGCAGCGUAUCCAGCAACGAGUUGCCAGUAAUCAGUAUGAAUCUAUUGAUGACAUGGUAGCAGAUUUUGUACAAAUGUUUGAUAAUGCUUGCAAAUACAAUGAACCAGACUCGCUCAUCUACAAGGAUGCGUUGACUUUACAGCGAGUUUGUUUAGAGAAGAAAUUGGAGCUAAGUCUUGAUGGUGUGAAUGAGGUCCCAGAUGUGCAAGCCAUUGUACAAGAGCUGAUGACAAACCUUUUCAUUUCUGUUUAUAAUUAUCAAGACGAAGAGGGUCGCUGCUACAGUGAUUCUUUUGCUGAACUUCCUGAAAGAAAUCCUGAAGAGGAACUUGAGGCUGGUGUUGAUAAAGAAAAACCCUUGACCUUUGACCAGAUUAAAAGAAAUUUGAACAAGGGAUGCUAUGCACGGGUUGAUCGCUUCCAAGAAGACAUGUUUAAAGUAUUUGAGCGAGCACGGCAGUUAAGCAGAAUAGAUUCACAACUGUAUGAAGAUGCAGUCGAAAUGCAGUUAUUCUUCAUCAAGAUCCGUGAUGAAUUGUGCAAAAAUGGUGAAAUAUUAUUGACGCCAGCACUGAGUUACACAGAAAAGCAUUUGCAAUCAGCACUGGAAGCUGAGAAACGAGAAAAACUACCCAAAGAACAGCAAGAUGAUGAGAAGAAAAAAGCACAAGACACGGAUGAGAAGAUGUCCUCUGUCGUUGAAGCAGGAACAGAACGCAGUAUGAAAUACAGGGACCAAGUCUACAAUAUUGGAGACUUCGUGUAUGUAGAGCCAAGGGAGAAAGGAUUAGAAGCCCAUGUGAUGUGCAUUGAGAAGUUGUUCCAUGAUAACACUGGUUCUCCUGCUCUCCAUGGCAACUGGUUUUAUAGACCAAAUGAAACUUUUCAUUUGGCCACUAGAAAAUUCCUUGAAAAGGAAGUAUUUAAGAGUGAUUUCUCCACAACCAUUCCAUUAUCCCAGGUGAUGGGGCCAAAAUGUUACGUAAUGUUUGUCAAAGAUUACUUCAAAAUGAAACCAGAGGGCUUUGCUGAUAAAGAUGUGUAUGUGUGUGAAUCUCGUUACAAUGCCAGGCAUAAAGCUUUCAAGAAAAUCAAGGUUUGGCAAGUCCCUCCUAAUGAUACUGUUAAACUCACUCCUCGUGAUCAAGUGCUGUCACCUGUGCGUGUGGCCUCAGUUUUUGCUGACAAAACCAAAGAAAAUGAGAAAGAGGACCUAGAUGAUGGUGUCUAUCGCCUUUUAGACAAAACUAGAGAGAAUGUUGAGGUGGAAGUAUCUAGUCAAGAAUAUGCUGGAAACAAAUAUUAUGAACAGUACAACAGUGCCAGUGGCUGCUUUAAAUUAGGUGAUUGUGUUUAUAUCAAGUCUACAGAAGAGAAACCCUUCAUUGCUCGGAUAGAUAAAAUAUGGCUGACUGCAGAGGGAAACACUUUCUUCUACGGUCCCCUAUUUGUUAGACCAUCUGAUGUGGAACACUCUCCUACACGCAUGUUCUAUUGUCGUGAAGUUUUCUACAGCUGCAAGGAGACCUCCUUCCCUGCUAUGACUGUCAUUGGCAGAUGUGCUGUUUUGCACAUUAAAGAUUACUGUUCAUAUCGUAUCACAGAGGUGCCUGAAGAUGAUGUUUACAUCUGUGAAUCAAAAUAUCUUGAGAAUGAAAGAAGUAUCCGAAAGCUUGCCAAAGGAUUAAAGAAAUAUUCCCUGUCUCCCAAAGUCACUGAUGAUGAAUUGUACUUUUUCAAGAAGCAUAUUGUCCCUCAAAAGGAGCCCUCACCAUUACUUCCGGAAGCUGUUGAUAUGGAAGAUAUUGAAGAUGAAGAGAAGAUGGAUUAUCCCCUUGUGACGACUCCUAACAAGAACCUGAAUGUAUCUUAUGAGGAGACGCCCUUGCCUGAGAAAUCCGGUAAAAAAGAUGGCACAACAGGAUCAAGAAAGACAAAUCCUAAAAGUGCCAAUAAUAUUCGAAGACAGCCAAGUGGUUAUAUUGUGUUUGCGGGAGAAAUCCGUAAACAGAUUCAACAGGAAAAUCCAGAUUGUUCAUUUGGGGACAUUAGCCGAAUUGUUGGCACCAAGUGGCGUAAUUUAAGUAAAGAGGAAAAGGAACGUUUUGAAGAGAAAGCCAAAAAAAUAGCUGAAGAACAGGCUGCAAAACAGGAAGCUGCUGAGAAAGCGUUCAAUGAUUCUUUGAACAAUCCUCAAAGUCCUUGGUCUGAUUACAGCCGAAGUAUGUCUCCAGCUGCUGGCCCUCCUGGCACCAAUGGUCAGCCAUUGCCAGGCAAUUUCCAGAACCAGUUUGGAUUUCAAGCUUAUCCAGGUGUGCCCCACCAUCCUGGUCUGGCAGGUAGCGGCACGAUGCAGCAACGAGGUGUCCCCAGUAUGUCCCUGGCACCAGGCCUCAGCAACAAUGUCAGCGGAAUGAGUGGUGUGCCCCCAUCUGGAGUCCAGCAGCAGCAGCAGCAGCCGCCUCAGCCUCCACAGACACAGCAAGUCCAACAGCAGCAACAGCAGCAGCAGCGCUCUCCCUAUAUGUCGCCCUAUCAUCAACAUCCACCUCCACCACACCAUCACCAACAUCAUCAUCACCCCGGCAUGCGGUAUCCAGGAACACAGCCGCCACCUCCUCCACUACCAGGCAUGUCCUCUCAGAAUCGAAUGUCUCCUAUUACCCACCGCGGGAUGGUCCCAGCCCCAGGCAUGUCCCCUAGUCCCUAUCCGGCUCUAGUCCCCCAACACCCUAACUCGAGCAUGAUGAAUGCUCCUUCAAUGAGCAUGCAGGCUGUACGAAUAAAUAUCAUGCAUCAGCAACAACCCAUAAUGGGUGUAGCCAAUGCUGUGCUGCCUAUGAUGAUGUCACGUAGCCCUCAGACCAACAAUCCAUCUGAGCUGAUGAUGCCAGAGCAAGGUGCCCAGCACAUGGCUCCUCCUCCACAACCUCGUCCACCUUCUCCAAUGUUUGUUUCAGUGCCACCCAGAACACAACGACUUCUACACUCAGAGGCAUACAUCAGAUAUAUUGAGGGUUUGAGCACAAGCAGCAAAAAUGUGAGCGACUGGAAUAAGUCUCUAAUUGCCACUCCUGAAUCUACAACUGCACCAAAUGAGAAACUAUUAGCCGAACCAUUCCGUUUGAAGCAUUAUAAUCAGUUGAUGCUGCCAUCUGUUGUGUAUCUGCACCAUUUACAACUGUUGAUUGUGCAGCCGAAUCCCACCUGCAUUUAA
Molecule: messenger RNA, 5607 nt
Organism: Acanthosepion pharaonis
Lineage: Eukaryota; Metazoa; Mollusca; Cephalopoda; Sepiida; Sepiidae
Source: the annotation of a GenBank genome assembly